UGCGAGACUGCGAUGGAGUAUAUUUGUAAGACGGAGGAAGGAAAAGAAAAUCCGAAUUAUAAUGAGUGACCCAUUUAAACUGUUGGCGGGUCUCUUUAUUAAUACCCCAGCCCGCCCGUUUUAGCCACCCCCAAUCUCACAAAUUACCGGCUACUUCCCGAUGGAGUCACAAACCCUAAUUUCAACCCACCACCAUCCUCCCAUCGAUCCUCCGCCACCCUCCGACGAGAAUACAUCAGCUCCCCCUGAUUCAACUCAUUCUCAUCCUUCUCACCCUCCCCUCAAUCCUCCGCCACAAUCCGCCGAUAAAAUCGGAGUUCCUACCGAGUCAAACCCGGCCGAGUUACCACCGAGUCAAGACCAGAAACCAAAUAAGUCGCAACAAGUAUCCGAUAACGGCAGCGCUAAUGAUAAUGGAAAUUCCGGUGAAGCAAAUGGACGCCGCCGCCGCCGGAGCCGGUGGGAGCCACUGCCUGCGGACUCGAAUGGAGAGACUAAGAAGCGGAAGUCACGGUGGGCUGAUGACGAGCCGACGCCGGUGUUUCAGUUGCCUGAUUUUAUGAAAGAUUUUGCUCAAGGUAUCGAAAUCGACCCCGAAAUUCAGCUUUUAAAUGCUAGGUUACUUGAGAUUAGUAAAAUGCUACAGACUGGUGUGCAAUUAGAUGAUCGUCCCGAAGGUGCUAGGUCGCCUUCGCCUGAACCUGUUUAUGAUAAUUUUGGUGUUAGGGUUAAUACUAGAGAGUUUCGAGCUAGGGAGAGGCUUAAUAAGGAGAGACAGGAUAUAAUUACGCAGAUUAUUAAGAGGAAUCCUGCAUUUAAACCACCUGCUGAUUAUAGGCCACCGAAGCUUUAUAAGAAGUUGUAUAUUCCUAUGAAGGAGUAUCCGGGGUAUAAUUUUAUUGGAUUGAUUAUUGGGCCGAGAGGGAAUACACAGAAGAGGAUGGAGAAGGAGACAGGAGCGAAGAUUGUGAUUAGAGGGAAGGGGUCGAUUAAGGAAGGAAGGUUUGGACAGAAGAGGGAUUUGAAGUUUGAUCCUUCUGAGAACGAGGAUUUGCAUGUUUUGGUGGAAGCGGAUAAUCAGGAGUCGCUUGAUGCUGCUGCAGGGAUGGUGGAGAAGCUUUUGCAGCCGGUUGAUGAAGUGUUGAAUGAACAUAAGAGACAGCAGCUCAAGGAACUUGCAGCGUUGAAUGGAACAAUUAAGGAUGAGGAGUUCUGUAGACUGUGUGGUGAGGCUGGGCAUAGGCAGUAUGCUUGUCCUUCGAGAUUGUCUACUUUUAAGAGUGACGUUUUGUGUAAGAAUUGUGGUGAUGGUGGACAUCCGACUAUUGAUUGUCCUAUGAAAGGGGCAGCUGGGAAGAAAAUGGAUGAUGAGUAUAAGAACUUUUUGGCGGAAUUAGGAGGAACUAUGCCAGAGUCUUUUACUAAAGAGAGUACACCUUUGGCUAUUAUGGGUUCAAAUAAUUCUGGAAGCAAUCCUCCUUGGUCCAGCAACAACAGUUCUGCAAGUAUUGGGAGCUCACUACAUCCUGGACUAGGAAGCAAUGUGACGAAGGUUGGAAAAGAAAUUGAUGACACGAACCUAUAUAUAGGCUACUUGCCAUCAACAGUUGAAGAUGAUGAAUUGAUUAGACUGUUUCAGCCUUUUGGUGAUAUAGUAACAGCCAAGGUUAUAAAAGAUAAAAUUAGUGGAUUGCAUAAAGGAUAUGGGUUUGUCAAGUAUUCUGAUGUUUCUCAAGCCAAUCAGGCAAUUGCUAGCAUGAAUGGUCAUCAUAUAGACGGAAGAGCAAUUGCUGUUAGAGUUGCAGGAAAGCCUCCUCAACCUGUUGUACCCCCUGGACCUCCUGCUCCUCCUGUUCGUGCUUAUCUUGGCCCAAGCCAAGGAUAUAAUGGAUACCCACCCCAGCUAAUGCAAUCAGGUGGUCCUCCUGUAAUCGCAACACCUGGAAGUUACACUGGUGCUCCAGUUCCUUGGGGCCCUCCUCCUCCCUAUGCUUCUUACAUUCCUCCCCCUCCUGGAUCUAACAUGUACACCUCGUAUCAGCCUCCACCAAUUCCUCCCUAUGGUAUACAAUAUCCCCCAACUCAAGUUGCUACCUCUGGUGCUCUGGCUCAAACCUUCAUUUCUACUGAACUCCAACAGAGCUACUCUACUGGAAUGCAAUCUCAGGAGGAUACACUUGCAUCCAAUAACAUUUAUGGAAAUUCAUCCGUUGGUAUGCCACCAAACUCACAGCCACCAUACCUUGCAUCUUCUCUGGGUCACCCUUCCUAUUGCACUUUAAAUCCUCCACCUCCACCUGUGAAUGCAGAAAAUCCGCCAAUGCCUCCACCUGCGCCGCCUGCAGAACAAAAUACACAGAGUACUUGUGGUGCAGAAUCGGAGUACGAUAAAUUUAUGGCUGAGAUGAAAUGAGAAGGUAGUCUGCUGACAUCCUUUCAUCCAAUGAUGAGGUUUCUUGGAGCUCUUGUCAGCAUAUUUUCUUUCGCGUUGCUUAUAAGUUCAAGUUUCUGGCUCACUUCUUUACUCUUGCUGUGCUAAUGUUCCAAUUGCAGAAUCCACUUUGACAAAUCCAGCGGAAUGGUGCUAUUAUAGUUCACGAUAAUCAAUGAGUUGGGAUGGUUGCAUUACUUAUUUUUUUUAUCUCAGGGAUAUAAUACUAAUAAAUUAUUGAUAUUGUUCUGAUUCUGACGAACUUAUUGUUCAUUGUUUUGGCUCUUGUACUUCACGAGAUUCUUUUUCAGUACUCCAAGAAAUUAUCCACCCCCUCCCCCAGUAUCAUGUAUUCUCAUAUAUAUACAUGUAUGUGUGUGUGUAUUUGUUGUGAACGGUUAUACUUAUUUACUUUGUUGAACCUCAGUGAUGCCUGACAGAUGUUUAAUCAACCUUGAUCUUUGAGGCUAAAAGGUAUAUAUGCACUGAAACAUAUCUCUAUUAUAAAUUCAUAUUGUGAACCUGAGACCUGGUACUUGCAUAUCGGCUUCGGAACUGUCUAUCAUGGGAUUAACAGUUUUUGCAUCAGACUUGUCUUCAUGUUAUACUUGUUUUUUCAGGACAUGGCCUUGUGCAGAGACUUGACACAUAUUGCUAGCAUUUAUCCAUUGGAUCCUGGGAGUAUCUAAUAAGUAGUAUUAUAGUUGUUUCAUGGGUGUUAAUUUGGCUAUUUUAUUAACAAUCUCAUUUGAUACUUAGUCCUGGUCUAAGUGACAUUUAUUCAUCUGACAUCUCUUGAGCUUUUUGCUGAUAUAUCGUAUACUUAGGUCUUGUGAAUGACAAAGAAAUUCAGUGGAUUUCAAGCCAUAGCCUUUGCACGGCUCCUGUCUGGCUUUGCUUUUUGUGAAGCUAAUUUUGGUGAACAUUUACGACCUUGGCUUCUAUUUAUUGCUGGAGUCUUGGGCUUUAGCCAGUGGCGCAGGUUUUGUUAAAGAUGCUACCUGUAGAUGUGGAAUGUUUUUCUUUGAAUUGAUUGGAAAACAGAACAAGUACACUCUUGUUUCGUUUUAGUCUUCUUGUAUUGAACCUGAGUUUGAAGUUCAUACCCAACCUCAAGUAUUUUAUCUGAA
Messenger RNA from Daucus carota subsp. sativus, 3561 nucleotides. RefSeq names its product splicing factor-like protein 1. Gene Ontology annotation, biological process: regulation of mRNA splicing, via spliceosome. The record is from RefSeq and is a predicted model, not a curated record. Gene Ontology annotation, cellular component: nucleus. The coding region runs from base 161 to 2413 and encodes 750 amino acids. The transcript is spliced from 2 exons. NCBI's taxonomy places the organism in Eukaryota, Viridiplantae, Streptophyta, Magnoliopsida, Apiales, Apiaceae. Gene Ontology annotation, molecular function: mRNA binding; zinc ion binding.